AUGCCUCCCGGAGACCAGACGCCACAGUCCGGGUUGAGCGUGCGGAAGAUUGUCAAGCCGCGCUCCUGGACGGGAGCGCGCAUCGCCAUACUAGAGGCUGCACUGAGACGAGAGACACGCACUCACCAUCACCGACCUCUACAGCACCAAAUCCGGCUCUACUGUGCCCGGAGGCAGCCCCGAAGCGCCCGGAGGACGCCUGCCAACUUCACAAUGGGGGCCCUGCUCUGGGGUCUGGUCCUGGCCUCCGUCCUGACCGUUCAUUGCGUUGAACGCCACUCUCUGACCUACAUCUACACAGCGCUGUCCAAGAAAGUGCCCAACCCCGGCAUCCAUGAGUUCACCGCCAUGGGCCUGCUGGACACCAAGAUGAUCGACUACUUUGACUCAGAUCAGCAGAAGAAGAUUCCCAAACAGCCCUGGAUGAAGGAUAACCUGGACCCGGAAUACUGGUCCAAAGGAACUCAGUCCAGGAAGAGCAAGCAGCAGUGGUUCAACGUCAACCUGGGAAUCCUCAAGGAUCGCAUGAACCAGAGCGACACCGACCUGCAUGUGCUGCAGUGGAUGCACGGCUGCGAAGCGGAUCUGGAGCCCAACGGUGAUCUGCAGUUUGUGCGCGGCAUCGACCAGUACAGCUACAACGGAGACAGCUUCCUGUACUUCGAUGACUAUGUGGGCGUGUGGGUGGCGGCGUCGAAGGAGGCAGAGCAAACCAAGAGGAAGUGGGACGAUGUGGCGGUGCUAAAGGAGUACACCAAAGGAUACCUGGAGAAGGAGUGUCUGGAAUGGCUGAAGAAGUUCAUGGAAUUUGGAAAAAAUCAGCUGAUCCACGCAAAGAGACCAGAUGUGUAUGUGUUUGCUAGUCCGGCCCGGAACAAAGAUAACGUGUUCCUGAACUGCAUGGCGACGGGAUUCUACCCUCCGGACAUUGUGGUGCAGCUGAAGCGGGACGGCCUGGUUCUUAAGGACGUCCACACCACCGGCAUCAGACCCAACCAGGACGACACGUACCAGCGCCGAGACUACAUCGAGAUCCUGAGGACAGACGAGGGCCCUUACAUAUGCGAGGUCAUCCACGCCGCAACCCAUGUGACGAUUGCCAAGAAAUGGGACGGAGUUCUCCCACCGCACAGCGAUGACGAGGCAGCGUCUCUGGUCCCUGUGAUCGCCGGAGCAGUAGCUGUAGUAGUUCUGCUGCUGGUCGUUGGGGUUGUUGCCGUGGUGAUUUACAUGAAACACAAGAGACCCGUCGAAACGGGCUCCAAUGGCUCCAGUAAGAACUCCAGCUCUGACAACGUGGCUGUAGGAGUGCCUCUGCUGAAUUCUGGCUCCAGUGGCUCCAGUAAGAACUCCAGCUCUGACAACGUGGCUGUAGGAGUGCCUCUGCUGAAUUCUGGCUCCAGUGGCUCCAGUAAGAACUCCAGCUCUGACAACGUGGCUGUAGUGCCUCUGCUGAAUUCUGUUCUCGUGGGAAAACUGCAGAAAGACGAGCACCGGAACUCCCAAGACUCAGCCAUUGGCUCCAAUGGCUCCAGUAAGAACUCCAGCUCUGACAACGUGGGAGGAGUAGAAGUGCCUCUGCUGAAUUCUGUCUGGAGCCCGGGGCACAUCUGUAGAGAGGAGAGCGGAGCUAACAGUGAGGGGAGGCUACAGCGGCCCAGGCUAACACCCUGCUCCCGGAAAGGAUGGAGGCUGCGCGGGUCUGACUACUGCUCUGCCCGAGAGGACUCUUCAAGACUCGCGGAUCGCCGGUAUCUGAUUGGUGGCAGCAGGAUGUCUCGCCGCAGGAAGUCUUCCACGCCGUGCAUGCUCCCCAAACAGGAAGUAGAGUCCGAACAGGAAGACCUCUGCAGCCAAUCAGAGCGCAGUGCUGUCAGAGGUGGCGGGACAAGAGCCUUGGAUAGUGACGAUGACAUCAUGCAGGCGGACUUCGUCCCAUCAGGAGCAGCAGGAGUGUCUGAGGGAGGGUACGAAUGUAAAUACUGCAGCUUCCAAACCUCAGACAUGAACCGCUUCACGGACCACGUGGACUCGGAGCACCCCCAUGUGGUCACUAACACUUCCUACGUGUGUGUCGAGUGUGACUACAGCACCAAGAGCUACAACAGUCUGCAGAUCCACAACUCUCACUGUCACCCAGGAGAGGACUGCUUCACGCGGACCACCGUCAUGAGGAACAACCGGACCGUGGUCCAGCAGAGCAUCAACGAGCUGAGCUUCUGCGGUGGCUUUGUGAAGAGCGAGGAGGGCAGAGCUAACACCAGCCCCGCCCACCUGCAGAGCGAGGAGGGAGGAGCUCUCCCCGCCCACCUCAGCCCCGUCAAAGCUGAGAGCGACAGUGACGAGGACUACGACAGCAAAGAGAUGCCUGUGUUAAGCCCCGCCCCCCUGACGCCUGUGACGUCAUCGCGCCUUGCCUCAGCUCCGCCCCCUCUGGUGCUUAAUGGCUCCGGAGUACUGCAGGUCAAAGGAGCCAGCACUGGAGUCUUGGCCCCUGGGACCGUGGCCGCUGGGACCCUGGCCCCUGCAACUCUGGCCCCUGGGACUCUGGCCCCUGGGACUCUGGCCCCUGGGACUCUAGCUCAGGUCCUGACGGCUCUUCAGAGCGUGAGCAGCUCACCUCAGACUCAGCUGCUAAUCCCUCUGAGCUCCAUCCCCACAUACAGCCCUGCUAUGGACAACAAUGUGCUGUUGCUGAGCGCCUACAGCAGGUUUCCAUACCCCUCGCUCUCUGAAAUCCUUGGUCUCUCGUCUCAGACUAAGUUCAGUGAAGAACAGAUCAAAGUCUGGUUUUCCGCUCAGAGACUGAAGCACGGAGUGAGCUGGACCCCUGAGGAGGUGGAGGAGGCGCGGCGUAAGAAGUCCAAUGGCUCGGUGCAGGCACCGCCCACCAUCACAGUGAUCCCAGCGAGCCUGGCCCCAAACGGCCUCCAGUCCCUGUUCCAGACCUGUCACAUCGUGGGCCAGCCGGGACUCGUGUUAGCCCAGGUCCCUGCUAACGCUAAUGCUAACGGGCUCCCUGCGGCCCCGCCCAUCACCCUCACUUUAGCCACACCCACUCACAACCACACGUCAGCUUCCGAGCCCAACGAGACCCAGACCAGGACUGAGACUGCCUCAGGACUGGACAAGAGCCGCACCAAAACUAAGGCAGACUCCGGACUGGACCUGAGUCCCAACAAACCCAAGAAGUCCAAGGAGCAGCUAGCUGAGCUCAAGGCCAGUUACAGCCGCAAGCAGAUCGCAAGUGAGGGGGAGAUCUCACGACUGAUGGAGGUGACAGGUCUCUCCAAAAGAGCCAUAAAGAAGUGGUUCAGCGACACUCGGUACAACCAGAGAAACUCAAAGGAUCAGCACGGCAUGCCCCUGACGGAGGCCGCCUCCAGAUCUGGGUCUGGGUCCAGGACUCGGGCAGAGGCUGAGGCUACCGGUCUGAGCACUGGGACCAUUGUUAUCGACUUGAGUGACGACCUGGACUCCCCCAGCCCUGAGAACAAAUCCUCAGAGAUCAAGCUGAAGUUCCGGAACGCCUUCCCCGACUUCACGCUGCAGAAGUUUAAAGAGAAGAGUGUGGAGCAGCUGCAGGAGCUGGAGGCCAGUUACCAGAAGGAGCACAGUCCCUCUGACCAGGAGCUGACCCGCCUGCGCACCAGCACCAAGCUGACCCGGCGGGAAGUGGAGGCCUGGUUCAACGAGAGGAGGAAGGCCACAGAAGCUCCGCCCUCCCCUCAGGACAGACCUCAGCAGAGCGCCACAGCAGACACCAGCGCAGCAGCAGCAGCACCAGGUAAAGGCGCGUCGGGGUCGCGCCGUGCAGUGAAGAAGACGCUGGCACAGCUGCACGUGCUGAAGACGGCGUUUGUUCGCUCGCAGUGGCCAUCACCGCAGGAGUACGAGCGCCUUGCUGCGGAGACCGGGCUGCCACGCUCCCACAUUGUCACCUGGUACGGGGACACGCGUUACGCCAUAAAGAACAACGCACUCAAGUGGUACUACCUAUACCAGAGCGGCAAGGGGGAGGAGGUGCUGAAUGGAGGGAAAAAGAAAUCCAGGAAACGGUUCCGUGGCUGGUCCAGACGGCGAAGAACGCCUAGUAAACGACCGGCGCAGGAGUUCAAUGUGAAGGUGAAGUCUGGGACCUGGUUCUUGAAGGAUUAUUACCGGCGUCACCGGGACCUGAGUGAGACCGAUCUUGACGAUCUGGUCUCAAAGUCCGGACUGAGCUACGAGAGAGUCAGAGACUGGUUCAAGGAGGUCCAGAGGAGAGAGGCGGAGGGUCUGCAGGGCUUCAGCGACGACCCAGUGACCACGGAAGAAGAAGACAUGGAGGAAGACGAGGGGGAGAACAUGGAACAGGGUGACCCAGAGCAGCCACAAACCAGCCAUUCACUGCCUGCGGAGGAGGGCAACAGCCAAUCAGAGGCAGAGGAGGAGGGAAUUGACCAAUUCGAAGCAGAGGAGGAGAGCAACAGCCAAUCAGAGGCAGAGGAGGGCCACAGCCAAUCAGAACCUGUCGCCGAGCAGACGUGA
Knipowitschia caucasica is the source of this 4530-nucleotide messenger RNA. The record is from the annotation of a GenBank genome assembly. NCBI's taxonomy places the organism in Eukaryota, Metazoa, Chordata, Actinopteri, Gobiiformes, Gobiidae.